Molecule: messenger RNA, 791 nt
Organism: Andrographis paniculata
Lineage: Eukaryota; Viridiplantae; Streptophyta; Magnoliopsida; Lamiales; Acanthaceae
Product: non-specific lipid-transfer protein 1-like
Exons: 2
Coding region: 153-614 (153 amino acids)
Biological process (GO): lipid transport
Cellular component (GO): membrane
Molecular function (GO): lipid binding
Source: RefSeq, a predicted model, not a curated record
GUAUGUACUAUGUCGUUGUUUGUCAUUAUUCGCACAGUAACAACCGCCAAAAAAAUUAAAUACAAUACUACUAUCGGCUAACCGAUUCCUAUCAUUUCCCAAUUCUCCCUCCUUCUUCCUCAUCAUCAUCAUAUUAAUAACCCUAACCGCUUAUGAUGUCACUCCCUUUCUUAGUUUCCAUUUUGCACCUCUAUAAAUGUCACACUCCCAACCAACUUCUCCUCACAUCCUCAAAUUACAGUCACCGCUGUAACAACAAACCACAUCAAUCUAUACCAAUGAAGGGAGUGUUCUUGGCCGUCCUGGUCGUGUUCUGUCUUACAACGGCGCCAGCUGACGCUGUGUCGUGUGGCGACGUCCAGGCUCAACUCGCACCCUGCCUCUCAUACAUCACAGCCGGCGGCAACCCCACCGCCACAUGCUGCAAUGGGGUGAAGACCCUUUCCGGCGGCCUUCGGUCCCCGCAGGACAGACAGGAGGCCUGCCGUUGCAUGAAGGCUGCUGCGGCCACCUUCAACGUGCAGCCCGAUGUAGCCUCCAGCCUCGCCUCAAAGUGUGGAGUUUCUGUCGGGGUUUCCAUCAGUCCCAAUAUUGACUGCAGCCAGAUUUCUUAAAUGGGACAGCAAUUGAAGAAAAUAAAUAGACAGAGGGAAAGCUUCAAUAUGGACUUCUUCCUCCUAUAUAUAUAUGAAAAGAUGAAGAACUGUGGCUAGGGGCUUUCCCUCGAGCUGUUAAUAUAUAUUUAUUCUGUCAUGUCCAUCUCAUUGAAAUAAAAUCACAUUUUUUUCUAA